AUGGAUCUGGUCGGCUCAGAACAUCCAGAGCGUCGACCGCUUUUGGCGACGCCUCUCCAUGCAGCCACCAGUUCGCCUUGGUUGUACCCGACGACUGAAACGACGGUGAAGAUUGAUAUUGUCGCGCAGCUUUUCACAUUCUGCAUGGAGGACCCGGCACAUCCAAAGGGCUGCGCAAGAGCUCUCUGCGGCUGCCUUCACCUAUUGGACGGGGGAGGCAAAGACGACCGCUUUGCGCUAUUCGAACGCUACUUCAGGCCCAACGACGAGCACUACGAGCAUCUCCGCAAGACAUGCCCCGAGUAUCUGAGUGCGUGCGCUGCCUUUGUGAGCCGCCCACGCUCGACUCAGGAUGAAGAGGAACUCGAGGCCACCUUGCAGAAUUGCUCGUGCUCAGCUCUGGGUACAUCGGGUCGCAACCAGAGGGCGAUGCUGGGCUGGCUGCAUACCUUUGAGGUCGCUCAUAAGUUCACCCUUGACAAUUUCACUCAAGCACUCGUCCGCCACUUGGCCGGCAUACUCAAUAAUGCAGUCGAAACAAAGACCGUUGGCUGUAUCUCUGCGAAGAGCGGCCUCAAACGGCACCGCAAAAAGCACACCGGAAGGCCUCUGUGGCCCGGCGAUCCUAGCCAGCUUAUUCCCCAUGGCCUGGAGCAGUCGAUGAAAGGCUACACCGAUUCCUUCCGCCGGUGUACAAUCGACAGAUUUCAAGACGGCCUUUCGCUCGUCGGCGAUCUUCUUGCUAUCUGCGGUCGAUCCAUAUUUCCUCACCUGCUCCAUUAUCUCCCUGAGAUGCCGAUUAAAGUCACUGGCCUCAUCACUGGUGUGUGUCAUGAGCGCAAGGCAACACUGGGAGCACCUGUUGCCUUUGAAGUAGAACGCAGCUGGGCGUGUACUCUCCUCAUUGUCAUGGACUUUUGCAGAACCAUCAUGGACCUUGGGGAAUGGAACCCAGCCGAGAUCGAGCUGUUCGUUCGCGUGGCUGCACCGUACAAGGGCUCGAUGAAGAGCCUCGGCCUCCUCUUCAUGUGCGACACCAUUCUCAAGCACCUGGCGCUCUUCCGAGAGGGUACCACUCUCUUUCCCGAAGACCAAUUCACCGACCUUGCUGUCUUCUUCGCUCGCUUCGGCGCGAUGUUCUACCCUCACAGAUCACCUGACGACACCACCGUCUUCCACAAAUCCAUCCUCUACCUACGCGCGAAAGUCACCGACAGCUCCUCGGACCCUGUCGAAUCCGUUUGGCAGGGCCUUUCCUGGCUUUCCAAGAUACGUCGCUGCUGCGCGCCGGGAUGCCUCGAGACGUUUGCCUCCGCACAGCGAACGUUCGCUCGAUGCGCCGGCUGCGGCGUCCCGCGCUACUGCUCGCGCGAGUGCCAGAAACGCGCCUGGAAGCACACAGCGUUCCCGCACAAGGACGUGUGUGCAAAGCUGCGCGCUUUCAGGGAGAGGACGAACCUAGGGCUGAAAGACCGCGUUCUGACUGAAAGCGACCACCAGCCAUUCGUCGACGCAUGCAGGGCAGACGAAGAGCUCCCUGCGCUGGCUGAGGAGUGCGAGAAGCAUUUGUGGGAUAUGACGAAGGCGCGUGAUGACUCUGUACCGGAGGGGUUUGGGGUGUUCCAGGCAGAGCUAGCAGCCGCAGGCGAUUCACUCACUACGUAG
Messenger RNA from Fomitopsis serialis, 1665 nucleotides. RefSeq lists its product as uncharacterized. The record is from RefSeq and is a predicted model, not a curated record. Lineage: Eukaryota; Fungi; Basidiomycota; Agaricomycetes; Polyporales; Fomitopsidaceae. The transcript is spliced from 2 exons. The coding region runs from base 1 to 1665 and encodes 554 amino acids.